This is a messenger RNA of Siniperca chuatsi (mandarin fish), 4974 nucleotides long. RefSeq names its product malic enzyme 2, NAD(+)-dependent, mitochondrial (gene me2). Gene Ontology annotation, cellular component: mitochondrion. Gene Ontology annotation, molecular function: malate dehydrogenase (decarboxylating) (NAD+) activity; malate dehydrogenase (decarboxylating) (NADP+) activity; NAD binding. Gene Ontology annotation, biological process: malate metabolic process; pyruvate metabolic process. The record is from RefSeq and is a predicted model, not a curated record. NCBI's taxonomy places the organism in Eukaryota, Metazoa, Chordata, Actinopteri, Centrarchiformes, Sinipercidae. Bases 219 to 1976 code for a protein of 585 amino acids. The transcript has 15 exons.
UCUUUUACACUGCGUGAGAGUCUCCUCUCCUCACCACCAGUCCCUGCUACAUCUGUGGCGACGAACCAAGAGGUCAAACAACAGCAGUUUUACAGCCAGAUCAAGGAGAAACAUGCUUUAAAAACAGUAACCUGUCCAAAGGAACUAAACGCAGUAUUAUAAUAUUCAAUAGAAGCAGCUUUCCAACAGUGGACCUUCCAGACCAGUGACUCUCCACCAUGUUGUCCAGGUUGAGAACAACCUGGUCCCUGAGGCCCUGUGUCUCUGUUUGCAGAUGGGCACACACCAAAGAGAAGGGCAAGCCCCUCAUGCUCAACCCUCGCACCAACAAAGGCAUGGCCUUCUCUCUACAGGAGCGACAGAUUUUGGGGAUACACGGUCUGUUGCCUCCCAAAGUGGAGACCCAGGACAUUCAGGCCAUGCGCUUUCAGAAUAACCUCAAGAAGAUGGCUGAUCCCCUAGAGAAGUACGUCUACUUGAUGGGCAUUCAGGAAAGGAAUGAGAGGCUUUUCUAUAGGGUGUUGAUGGAAGACAUCGAGGAAUUGAUGCCAAUUGUCUACACUCCCACUGUAGGCCUGGCCUGCACACAGUAUGGACACAUCUUUAGAAGACCCAAAGGCUUGUUCAUCUCCAUUCGGGACAAAGGACACAUCCGUUCCAUCCUGGACAACUGGCCAGAGACAAAUGUUUCAGCAGUUGUAGUAACUGAUGGAGAGCGUAUUUUAGGAUUAGGGGACCUCGGUGUUUAUGGAAUGGGCAUCCCUGUCGGAAAACUUUGCCUGUACACUGCCUGUGCCGGCAUUAGACCUGAGAAAUGUCUGCCUGUGGUGAUAGAUGUUGGCACAGACAAUGAGACUCUCCUCAAGGAUCCGCUGUACAUGGGCCUGUACCAGAAGCGAGAUCGCUCGCAAGCCUACGAUGAUCUGAUUGAUGAGUUCAUGGAAGCUGUGGUGGACAAAUACGGGCAGGACACACUGAUCCAAUUUGAGGACUUUGGGAACCACAACGCCUUCCGCUUCCUCAGGAAGUACAGGGAGAAGUACUGCACCUUCAACGAUGACAUCCAAGGCACUGCGUCUGUAGCCCUUGCUGGUCUUUUAGCAGCUCAGAGAGCCAUUGGCAAACCCAUCACUCAACACCGGGUGCUUUUCCUGGGAGCAGGAGAGGCUGCCCUUGGUAUUGCCAAUCUGAUUGUCAUGGCCAUGAUGGAGACAGGGAUGACCCAAGCUGAGGCCAGAAAAAAGAUCUGGAUGUACGAUAAACAUGGCUUACUAGUAAAGGGAAGACCGCAGGAAACAGACACUAACCAGGAGGCAUUUAUCCAUGACAGUCCAGGGAAUGCACAGAGCUUCCUAGAUGCUGUCAACACCAUCAAACCCACAGCUAUCAUUGGUGUGGCAGGAGCUGGACGUCUGUUCACCCACGAUGUCAUCAAGGCCAUGGGAACCCUGAAUGAACGACCAAUCAUCUUUGCCCUGAGUAACCCAACCACUAAAGCAGAGUGCACAGCAGAGGACGCCUACGCACUCACUGAUGGUAGAUGUCUUUUUGCCAGUGGCAGUCCAUUUGGUCCAGUAACUCUGAAUGAUGGCCGCGUCUUCACUCCUGGACAAGGGAACAACGCUUACAUCUUCCCAGGUGUGGCCUUGGCUGUGAUCCUGAGUGGAGUGAGACACAUCAGUGACACCGUAUUCUUAGAGGCUGCCAAGACCCUUGCAGAGCAGCUUACAGAUAAAGAGCUGGAAGAAGGCCGACUUUAUCCUCCUCUGUCCAACAUCAGAGAGGUCUCCAUCCAGAUGGCUGUCAAGGUGAUGGAGUAUGUCUAUGCUAAAGGCAUGGCAUUCCGCUACCCUGAGCCUGUUGACAAGAACGGCCUUGUACGUGCUACUGUGUGGAACACCCACUACGACUCCUUCCUGCCAGACACCUACGAUUGGCCAGGUGUCAGCUUCAGCCCCAAGACUAACGAGAAGUAGAACAGACCCUCACUGUGCCCCAUGUCACAAUGUCACUCUUCCUUUGUUUUCCACUUAACUCUCAAUCACAGAUCUUUUGAGAUUAUCGUAGUUACCUUAGUGCAAACUUCUGCUUAUGAAAAAAGGCAGUAGAAGGCCCUUACUGCUGCCAUGUUACUGCAUUUGCACUAAACCAGUCUUAUUAGAUCUGUCAAAAGGUAGAGUGGAAAGUGGCAUUUGAAAGAGGACAUUUGAAUAGAAGUGGCCAUUUUCACUUCACAUCCCAGUUCUCGAUCCCCUUUGCAUCACGUGUAAACCUGCACAGCACCUGGAGGGCCACCUGGUGGUGGAAAAAGGCAGUGUGGAAAUCUUAUUUCAUUGUUGAAACCUUGAGAUACAUCUUAAUUAUCUAUACUAUGUUUAAAAAAAAUAUAUAUAUAUCAGAAUUCGGUAUAUUACAGUAAAUUACCACUAGACAUUCUGUGUGAUUGACAUAUACUCUAGCAAGCAGAAACCAAAACACCGAACUUGCAUCAGACAAUUUGAACGUUAAAAUGGGUUUUUACAAGACAGUAGAAAUGACUAUGAUUUUUUUGAAUGUGUGUUAUCAGCCACUAUCUUUUUAGUCAUAAAUUACCUGGGAAUGUUAGGAAAUGCCAUUUGUUGAUGCAGAGAUUUAUUUUUUAAGUAGUCCAGUUACUACUAUUCUGACUAUGUGUAGCUGCCUAGAGAUUGCCAAACUUAAUGCACAGGUUUUAACAUGUGGUUUGGACAUUGCCUUUUUUCACAUCAAGUGGGCCUCUGGUGGCUUUACUGAUCUAACCAAUGCCUGGUGUAAGACAUAUGGUUAAAGACUCCUUUUUAACCUAUGCUGAAAUCAGGCUACAUUGGUUAUCAGAGAAGGUCUAGUAGAGCAGAGAGUUAUAAACUAUCCAGCCUUUGUGUUCAAACUAGGAGAGAAAGAGAGGAAACAGUGUAACUCAGGAGAAAUGGAGUGAGUAUUUAAAGGAAAUGAUGCUUAUAUGAAAUGAAGUUUAUAUCUAAAAACACUUGAGAAACAAAUGUCCACUCCAGCAUUUUAUUUGUACAAUUGCUUUUGUCACAUUGUCUUUAUUUCUCUGAAUUUAUUUUAUUUUUGGGGGGUUGUAUUUAGAUGUUCUGUAAAUUCAUUAGAAAUCAUGGUAUCAACACUCCUUUAAUGAGUUGCGGUAAGAAGAAUCCAUCCCUAAAAUGAAUCCUCUUGCUUGUGAUCAAAUUGAAUAUAAACUAUACCCUAAAUAUUAAAUGUAUAGAGUUGUGUUAAGGACAUCCGUGUGUGUGUUGGCAGGUGGGUGUGUGGGUUUAUAUAACAAGAGAACAAACUUAUCGGCUAGGCUCUGUUCACUGCUCUGAUCUACCAUGAUCAUUAAUGAUACAUUAUAACACAGUCACAUGAUCUCAGAUUAACACAAGAAAGAGGUAAAGCUUUGCUCAUGUAAUAAAUCUGUUUUACCUAUAUUUAGGGAUGGAAAUUUAGGUCGGAACAGAGCAAGUUUUCUGGGAGUUUGUUCCAGAUAUGUGGUGCAUGAUGCAAUUUACUCAUAAUUUAUUAAAAAUUCACAUUGUUGGCAUAAAAAGAUAGUGACCAAAUAGCACUGCACACAAACAUCUUGACAUUUGAUCUUUUCAUCCUCACCACAUUCUGAAAAAACAGUUUCUGCUCAUGUUCAUGUCCCAAAAAGAUCAUUACUGGCACUGUUAAUGAACAGUACUUGAUGCUAAAGAGAAAUGGUGCCUACAAAAUAAUCAGAUAGAUUGUUACUGGCAGUAUAUAUUUGUGAUGAAGAAACAGUAAUGCUAUCAAGUUAGCUUUAAGUGUCACUAGAGUGUGAUGUUGACACAAACAUUUGUUGUACUUUUUGAUGUGGCAGGUCUUAAGUUUUGUAUACAUUGAACAGCUGAGUCAAAUCCAAUAAAUAGUCACAGUUAUAGCAGACUACAACUUCCUCAAGGUCAUGACAUUUCUCAGAGAUACUAUUAUAUUGUCCUAAUAUUUCACAUCUAUAUGUAAAUUUGAUGUUUGCACUUAUCUCAGUGAGACGUAGUACUGACAGUCAACCUGCCAAGGUUGUCUAUAAGAUCGCUAUAUUUGUGCUCUGACCGUCUGCUACAGUCUACUAUAGUGAGUAAACUAAAGAUCUAAAAUUGUGUUUAAUGUAAAAUGUGAGAAUUGAGUAACCCUGAACACAAACACAUACACACACCCUCACAGCUAAAAUGUGUCUGAAAAAUGAACCAGUUAAAUUAAAACUACCAAUUAGUCUAUUUCAUUUGUAGUAUUAUCUUACACACUGUUGUCAAGGGCAUUGGAAGUAUCAUGCAUUAGUUUUAAAAUAUGUUUAAAUAUAUAUACUAGGCCAUUGUGUAAAUUUUAAUCUCAGGAUUUUGUAUUAGGACCAUCUAACCACCUGCAUUAAAGUGCCUGCAUGAUGCUUAGUGUCUAUUCAUAAUCAGUUCAUGUUCCAUGAUAUAGACCUCACAGUAUGCUGCAGACAGAGCUGAGAAACAACUCAACAGCACUAUGAAUAUAAAAAAAUGCUGUUUGUUUUGUACAAAAUGUGUAGUAUUCAAUGUGCAGCUUUUUCUCUGACAGACUGUGCAGCUUCAGGUUGUGAACAUUUAAUAUAAUGUUAAAGGCAAAGUUACCUACACAUACAUUUUGGAAUAGUAUUAUUUAAAAGAAACUAUUUAGAAACAGUUUACCCCAUUAAGUGUUGGCUUGUGUGUCUGUCCAGUUGUAUUUGUUACUGACUACUCGUCCACUAUGAAUUUUUGUGUUGUGGAAGGCUUUGGUUUCUCAUGUGAUUCUUGUCGUCCCCAUAAGGAAAAUUUACUCCAUAUGUAAUUGAAGUGUGCAUUCAUAUAGUGCUGUGUCAGUAAUAUUGCCUCAGCGUUUGUAUGCAGAUAGCAGCACGUUUGUGCUGCCUCUUAAUACCUAUGUGCUGUUAAAAGUGCAGAAUAAAACCUGUUUUAUACUGGC